AUAUUAUCAUUGGAUGAAUCAGGGGGCGUGGUGGGGAAUUUCCCGCAGGGCGGAAGCGCCAGAACUCCCGGCAAAACCCAGCUACAGGCGGGCCACUGCGAGGGGCCCCUGAGGUGGCGGGGGCUAUGGCUGGGGUCGCGUGCUUGGGAAAAGCUGCCGACGCAGAUGAAUGGUGCGACAGCGGCCUCGGCUCCCUGGGUCCGGACGCAGCGGCCCCCGGAGGACCGGGAUUGGGCGCGGAGCUGGGCCCGGGGCUGUCGUGGGCUCCCCUCGUCUUCGGCUACGUCACUGAGGAUGGGGACACGGCACUGCACUUGGCUGUGAUUCAUCAGCAUGAACCCUUCCUGGAUUUUCUUCUAGGCUUCUCAGCUGGUACUGAGUACAUGGACCUGCAGAAUGACCUAGGCCAGACGGCCCUGCACCUGGCAGCCAUCCUGGGGGAGGCAUCCACGGUGGAGAAGCUGUAUGCAGCAGGCGCCGGGCUGUGCGUGGCGGAGCGUAGGGGCCACACGGCGCUGCACCUGGCCUGCCGUGUGGGAACCCAGGCUCUUUACCCACGGGCCCCAGGCUUCGAACAACCCAGGCCUAGCACUUGCCAGCAAGCUCAGGCCAUCCGAGACAGGACCCAGGUACCUCUUUGCCAUACCCACGAAUUCAGGAACCAGCCCCCAAACCUGAUCACCCUCAGGCCACGCCACACCCCACUCCACGUGGCCGUUAUACACAAAGAUGUGGAGAUGGUUCGCCUGCUCCGAGAUGCUGGAGCUGACCUCGACAAACCGGAGCCCACGUGCGGCCGGAGCCCUCUGCACUUGGCAGUGGAGGCCCAGGCGGCCGAUGUGCUGGAGCUUCUCCUGAGGGCAGGCGCAAACCCUGUCGCCCGCAUGUACGGUGGCCGCACCCCACUGGGCAGUGCCAUGCUCCGGCCCAGCCCCAUCCUCGCCCGCCUCCUCCGUGCACACGGAGCCCCUGAGCCUGAGGGCGAGGACGACAAACCUGGCCCCUGCAGCAGCAGUAGCGACAGCGACAGCGGAGACGAGGGCGAUGAAUACGACGACAUUGUGGUUCACAGCGGCCGCAGCCAGACCCGGCUGCCUCCCACCCCAGCCUCAAAACCUCUUCCUGACGACCCCGGCCCCGUCUGAUUCAUUUCAUUGUUAAUAUAAUUUUCAAUUUAAUAAAUAAAACCCCCGUUCUGACAACCA
Molecule: messenger RNA, 1205 nt
Organism: Mandrillus leucophaeus (drill)
Lineage: Eukaryota; Metazoa; Chordata; Mammalia; Primates; Cercopithecidae
Gene: NFKBIB
Product: nuclear factor of kappa light polypeptide gene enhancer in B-cells inhibitor, beta
Exons: 7
Coding region: 126-1145 (339 amino acids)
Biological process (GO): cellular response to lipopolysaccharide; signal transduction
Cellular component (GO): cytosol
Molecular function (GO): protein binding
Source: RefSeq, a predicted model, not a curated record